This is a messenger RNA of Liolophura sinensis, 2490 nucleotides long. Its product is annotated as solute carrier family 15 member 4-like. Gene Ontology annotation, biological process: oligopeptide transport; transmembrane transport. NCBI's taxonomy places the organism in Eukaryota, Metazoa, Mollusca, Polyplacophora, Chitonida, Chitonidae. Gene Ontology annotation, molecular function: transmembrane transporter activity. The transcript has 10 exons. Gene Ontology annotation, cellular component: membrane. The coding region runs from base 2 to 1711 and encodes 569 amino acids. The record is from RefSeq and is a predicted model, not a curated record.
GAUGGCACCCAGCACCCAAAACUACAUGGAAGACAGCACGCCUGCCAAGAGCCAGCCUCCAGCGAAGAAGCAGUCCAUGUUCGUUAUUGCUUGCAUAUUACUGACAGAGCUUUGUGAACGCAUGACAUUUUACAGCAUAUCUGCCAACUUGGUCCUUUUCUGUACCAAUAAGCUCGCCUUUACCAGUCCUGAUGCCACAACUGUACAAUAUGUUUUUACAGGCUCAUGUUACCUGAUUCCUGUGAUUGGAGGAUGGAUCGCUGAUACAAUAUCAGGAAAGUUUAAUGCCAUCUAUGGCUCCGGUCUCCUGUAUGUCGUGGGUACGUUUCUGCUUGUCUGCGCUGCCAUUGAUUACAGGGACUGGCUUGGUCGUGAUGAUGAGGGCAAAUACUACAACCUUAACCUGGAUGCGCGCACAGGCUAUUACAUGACAGGCCUGUUCUUUGUGGCAGUGGGGACAGGUGGAAUUAAGGCCAAUGUCGGCCCGUACGGUGCUCUGCAGGCUGAAGAGAUUGGCCCGCAGGCGGUGCAGACAUUUUUCCAGUGGUUUUAUUUCUUCAUCAAUGUUGGAUCUUUCAUUGCAUACUCGGCCGUGGCAUACGUACAGCAGAACAUUGACUUUGCCUAUGGCUUCCUCAUCCCAAUGAUCUCUAUGAUCUUGUCCAUUGUGAUCCUGAUGGCUGGACGAUCCAAGUACAAGGACAUUCCACCAGGCGGAAGCGUUUUAUCCACAGCUGGGAAAGUUAUUGUGGAAAGUUGCAAAAGGAAAGGAGAGACAAAUGCUGAAUCUUUCCUGGACAAUGCGAAGAAGAGUUAUGGUGGAUCAUUUGCCGAUGGGACAGUGGAGGGGAUCAAGGCCCUGGGGAGGGUCCUGCCUGUGUUUGUUACCAUCGUUAUGUACUGGGCUAUUUACUCGCAGAUGUCCAGCACGUUUUUCCUCCAGAGCGUAAGGAUGGAUGUGAGGAUCGGCUCUCUGGUCACACCUGCUGCAGCUCUGAACCUGUUCAACAUUGCCAUUAUCCUCAUCCUCAUUCCCUUCAUGGACAGAUUGGUGUACCCGUGCUUGGCAAAGUGGGGAAAACAUCCCACGCUGCUGCAGAGAAUGGGAUUUGGAAUGAUACUGACGGCCCUGUCUGUGGUGUAUGCUGGGGUACUAGAGAUAUUCCGCAAGCAGAACUUGUCCACAACAGGUGGAUUCAUCCAGGACAUCGGGGAUUCCUCUUACAACUCCUCCACACUGUCCAUGUUCCUACAGGUGCCACAGUUUGCACUCAUUGGGGCCAGUGAGGUCUUCACUAGCGCCACAGGGUUGGAGUUUGCCUACUCACAAGCACCACAGAUAAUGCAGGGCUUGAUCAUGGGGCUGUUCCUGUUGACGUCCGGACUGGGAAACUACGUCUCUAUGGCAAUAGUUCAAAUAGUGCAAGCUGCUACAGUUUCAAAGCCAUGGUUUCCAGACGAGAUCAACAAUGGAUAUACAGAGUAUCUGUACUUCUUACUGGGAGGUCUCAUGUUGCUGAACUUCCUGGCCUUCCUGGUUAUUGCCAAAUCCUACAAGUAUCGAGACGUGGAAGAGAUUGCUGAAACUGGUGAGACGCUAAAACACAGUCCUGAAGUGGAACCAGGGAAGCCUCCUACAUAUGACAACCAGGCCUUUUACCACUGUCAGGAUGGUUUUGUUAAUGACAAGAGUGAAAGUACAAGGUUCUGAUCAAUUCAUAAAUGUUAGGCUCACCUGUAUUCAACUGAUGUGAAUGUGUGUGGAAUGUCAUGUUUUGCCUCACUGAGAGUAAAAUGUCAUGUUUCUAGCAUUAAAUUCAGUUUUAUGCUUUGCCGCAUUGAGUGCAGUGUCAUACUUUGCCGAAUUGAGUGCAGUAUCAUACUUUGCAGCAUUGAGUGUAGUUUCAUACUUUACUGCAUUGAGUGCAGUGUCAUACUUUGCCGCAUUGAAUGCAGUAUCAUACUUUGCCAUACUGAUCAUGUUUUAGCUCAUCAUGCAGGGUGAAAUGUCAUGUUUUACCUCAUCUGUUGUAGUUUUGUUUUUGCGCCAUUGCGUGUAACAUCAUGCUAUGUAUUAUAAAGUGCAACAUGGUGUUUUUGCCUCACUGAGUGUAAUGUCAUGUUUUGCUACAUGGAGUGUAACAUCUUGCUACAUGAAUGCAUCAUUGAGUGUAAUGUCAUGUUUCACCCUCCCAGUGAUUACCGAGAUUACCAAGCAAGUAGUUGGUGAAGCUUUGAGCAUAACACUUGCGAAUCGUGUAACUGAGCACGUGAAUAUAUGAUUGACUGGAUCUUCUGUAUUUGCUUCAUUUAGCCAUACGUGUAAGUCUUUCAUAACAUCAUGCAAGCUUCAUUAAACCAUACAUGUAAAUGUUUCAUUACAUCAUGCUGGCUUCAUUAAACCAUACAUGUAAGUGUCUCAAUACAUCAUGCAAGUUUCAUUAAACCAUACAUGUAAAUGUUUCAUUACGUCAUGCUGGCUUCAUUUAG